AUGACCACCUCCACGCAUCCACUCGACGACCUCGACGCCGCGGAGAUCGCGCUCGCGACGUCCGCCGUCAAGACCGCGCUCGCGGAGGACGCGGGCGACGACGAAGAAUCGGAGAUCCGCUUCUCUUACGUCACCCUCCGAGAGCCUCCGAAGCGCGAGAUGACCGCAGAACGCAUCCCCGCGGACUGCCAGCCGAUGUUCAGCCCGGACGACUGCUUCCUCGCGGAGGAGAUCGUCAAGGGCGACGACGCCGUGCGCGCGGAGCUCGUCGAACGCUACGGCGUCGACCCCGCGGACUUCGCGGAGUGCCUCGUCUGCGACCCGUGGAGCGUCCACGUCGCGACGCCGGACUUCGAGCCGCUGCGAUGGCGCGACGACGGCGGCGCGGCGCGACUCAUCCAGUGCUUCCUCUACUGGCGAAACUCCGAGGCGGACAACCAGUACGCGAAGCCGAUCGACCUCCUCCCCGUGGUGGACCUCAACGCGCGCAAGGUGAUCCACGUCUCGAGGCAGCCCGGCGCGACGCCGCCGAAGAUCGCGUUCAAGAACAACGUCAACUAUCACCGCGCGUCGCUCUCGACCAACGCGUACCUCGCGACGACGCACCGGCCGCCGUCGAAGCCGCUCCACGUCGUCCAGCCCGACGGCCCAAACUUCGUCGUGAGCGACGAUCGCGGCAGGGUCGUGACCUGGGAUAAGUGGUCGAUGCGCCUGGGGUUCAACUACCGCGAAGGCCUCGUGAUCCACGACGUCGCGUACGACGGCCGCGGUGUCGUGAAGCGCGCGUCUCUGGUGGAGAUGGCGGUGCCGUACGCCGAUCCGAACCCGCCGUUCGAGCGCAAGUGCGCGUUCGACGUCGGCGAUUACGGGCUCGGGUACUGCGCGGAUUCGCUCGAGCUCGGGUGCGACUGCCUCGGGCACAUCCGCUACUUCGACGUCACGAUGGCGAACAGCAAGGGCGAGCCGUACGUCACGAAGAAGGCGAUUUGCCUGCACGAGGAGGACGCGGGCGUGCUAUGGAAACACGUGGAGUAUCGCAACGGGCACAACGAGGCGAGGCGCGCGCGCAAGCUCGUGGUCUCCUUCGUCGCGACCGUGGUGAACUACGAGUACCUGUUCUACUGGUACUUCAACCAGGACGGCAGCAUGGAGUACGAGAUCAAGCUCUCCGGGAUGCUGUCCACGAAUCUUCUCUCCGCGGGGGAGCGCGCCGCGGAGGACGGCGGCGACGGCGGCGGCGACGGCGCGCCGAAGCACGGCAUCCUCGUCGCGCCGGGAGUGAACGCGCAGGUGCAUCAGCACAUGUUCUGUGCGAGGCUCGACGUCGGUGUCGACGGCGCGAAGAACGUCGUCGAGGAGGUGGACCUCCUCACCGGGUGCGUCGGGAAAGCAGCGGGCGUCGACGAUCCCUUCGCCAACGCGUUCGGCCCCGUCGCCACGCGGCUCGCGACGGAGAAGACCGCCGCGCGCGUCUGCGACCAGACCAAGGCGCGGACGUGGCGCGUCUCAAACCCCGCGGUGAUGAACCCGAUCACGCGCAAGCCCGUCGGGUACAAGCUCGUGCCGUUCACGCGCGGGCCGGCGCAGCCGACGUUGCUGACGGGCGGCGCGUGCGCGGUGGCGACCAAGGGCGCGUUCGCGACGAAAAAUCUGUGGGUCACGCCGCACCGCGACGACGAGCGGUUUCCCGCGGGCGAGUUCACGCCGCAGGGCGCGGCGGGGCAGGGUCUUCCCGCGUGGACGAAGGACGACAGAUCGUUGUUGGGGGACGAGGGCGAGGGCGAGGACGUCGUCUUGUGGCACGCGUUCGGCGUCGCGCACGUCCCGAGGCCGGAGGAUUUUCCGUGCAUGAACGCGGAGCACGUCGGGUUCUCUUUCAAGCCCGACGGGUUCUUUCAGGGGAACCCGGGGAACGAUCUGCCGCCGCCGGACGUCGCGGGGAGCAAGGAGGACGGCGCGUCGGCGUGCUGCGCGGCGAAGUGAUGAGGAGCCGUCGUGUACAGUGCGCACGAGUGUAUUAUGUGUCGGGAGCGAACGCGGACGAGCGCGGGACGGGCACGUUUUGUAAAAAGAAUGCAUUUUCAAAGUUCGCGUC
This is a messenger RNA of Micromonas pusilla CCMP1545, 2095 nucleotides long. RefSeq lists its product as uncharacterized. The coding region runs from base 1 to 1983 and encodes 660 amino acids. Lineage: Eukaryota; Viridiplantae; Chlorophyta; Mamiellophyceae; Mamiellales; Mamiellaceae. The transcript is spliced from 2 exons. Gene Ontology annotation, biological process: amine metabolic process. Gene Ontology annotation, molecular function: primary methylamine oxidase activity; quinone binding; copper ion binding. The record is from RefSeq and is a predicted model, not a curated record.